This is a messenger RNA of Melanaphis sacchari, 1113 nucleotides long. Its product is annotated as autophagy-related protein 17-like. The record is from RefSeq and is a predicted model, not a curated record. The transcript has 5 exons. NCBI's taxonomy places the organism in Eukaryota, Metazoa, Arthropoda, Insecta, Hemiptera, Aphididae. The annotation marks the transcript as partial.
AUGUCGUAUGACGAUGAGUUCAACGAGGCCGUUGAUGAAUCACUGGAUGAACAGUGGUGGAUAAGAGAACCAAGAGAAUUGCAGUUGGAAGAAGAAUUAGUUGAAGACCGUAUAUUGUUUGAACCGGAAUUGAAUGAAAACGUUAUCGAAGAGCAUAUUGAUUACGCUUAUGAUGAAAAACAAAUCCAAUUAGCAAUCAAACGUUUAGAUGAACUGAGGUUAGAAUUGUCAGAUCUUAGACGCCGAAAAACUACAGUGCUUAACAUCCUAACUGAACACAUCGAAAAGGGAUUGUGCGAAUCUGAUGUACCGAUUAGGAACGGCACAAAAGAGGAAAUUGAACAAUACUAUGAAAAGUUAUUGAUGCAAUUUAAAAAGAAAAAGGAAGAGGUAAUCCAACAAAAACAUGAUUUAAAUGAAAAGAUGAUUAAAAAUACUGAAUACUUAGAAAUGAAACGCAUAGUAUCUGCAGAACUCGCCGAUCACCAGUAUAACUUAGAAUUAAAAACUGCCGUCGGAAUGAUAUAUGACAAAACAAAGGAAAAACUUUCUCAAGAAGAUGUAGAAAAGUUCAUUGAAUCUUGUAAACUGCAGGAUACCAAAUUAAACAAAGCGCGCUUGAAUUACAUUUUACAGAAACAAAAAUGUAAAAAAUUAAAAGAAAAUAUUAACGAUUUGGCACCAAGUACGUUCAGUAUAUCUGAAUACCAAGAAUUAUCAAAGAAAAACAAAAAACUUGAAAAUAGUAUAGAAAUUAUGAAAAAUAUCAAAACCCAAUAUUUAAAAGAUAUUAAAUCCGAAUUAGCUAAAAUUCCUAAUAUCGACAAAAAACUUAUCGAUUUAAAAGAAGAAAAAGAAACAAAUGAAACUGAAUUAAAACAAAUUAAACAUGAAUGGAAACAGCUUGUUCAAGCAAAAGCAAAUUACCAUAAGUAUGAAAAACAAAUAAAAAAAGACCGUAAAUCAAAUUGUUUUAUUGAAAAUCCUCUACUUUUGAAUGAUUAUCUCGAGAGUGUGGAAAAAGAAAAGACAAUUAAAGAGUUUGCGGCCGACUUAAGUCAGAAGUUGUUUGAUAUCGAGGAGUUGAAAAAUAAGCUAACACGUUAUUUACAA